UGCUUGUACUCAGGUUGGAUUAGGUAGAAUAUAAAGUGAAGUAGCUACUCCAAAAAUCCUUCAAGGAUACAGCCUACAUUUGGAAAUCGGAUUCGAAAAUUCUGGAUAAUCAUUUAGAGCUAAAUCAAAGCCAACGUCUACCUUCCCAAUAAAAAACUCUGGACACUUGAGGCAGCAGUGAUGCCUUCAACGGACUCAAGUCAGCAGAUACCAGCGUCAUCUCAAACUCCGAUGGAUGUAGAUCCAGAGAUUGACAUCAAGGGUGCAGAAGUGAAGAAAGCUGAGGGAAAUGAGUUUUACAAGAAAAAAAAUUAUCGAGAAGCCGUUAGACUUUACUCUGAGGCGAUUGAUCUAAAUCCAAAAAAUGCUGCCUUCUACGGGAAUAGAUCAGCAGCCUAUAUGAUGGAUUCCAAUUAUAAAAGAGCUCUUGAAGAUGCCCAGACCAGUGUCAGACUUGACCCACACUUUGCUAAGGGUUAUCUUCGUGAAGGCAAAUGUCAUAUUGCACUUGGCAAUUCCAAAGCAGCUCUUCUCUCGUUACAAAAAGCCAAAGAUCUCGAUCCAAGUGCCGGAGCUAUAAUGCAAGAGGUUCAGAAUGCCAGAAUUUUAACUGAAUAUGAAAGAAAAGCCGAUGAAUGCUGGAAUAAGAGGGAUUUCAGACAGGUUGUAUUUUGUAUGGACCGAGCAUCUCACGUAGCAGUUGCCUGUAUGCCUUAUAAAAUGAAGAAAGCUGAAUGCUUGGCCUUGCUUGGAAGAUACGAUGAAGCCCAGAGCAUUGCUAUGGACGCACUACAGAUAGAUGUCAACAACGCAGACGCAGUUUACGUUCGUGCUCUUUGCUUAUAUUACGACGACAACAUUGACAAAGCCGUGAAGUUUUUCAUUCAAGCUUUGAAGCUCUCACCUGACUUGGAGAAAGCAAGAUUAACAUUGAAGAAAGCCAAAGCUUUGGCGGCAAAGAAAGAAGAAGGCAAUGAAGCGUAUAAAAAUGGAAGAUUUAACGAGGCGCUGGAAUUUUAUGGGGAGGCGUUACUCAUCGAUGACAAUAAUAUCAAAACCAACGCCAAGUUGAGAUACAAUCGAGCUUUGGUAGCUUCAAAGCUCGGCAAGAACACUCAAGCCAUAGCAGACUGCAAUGUGGCCAUAGAAUUGGAUGAAAGAUAUGUGAAAGCUUAUUUGAAGAGAGCACAGCUGUGCACUGCUGAGGAACAAUUUGAAGAAGCCUUGAGAGAUUACAAGAAAGUGUUUCAAAUGGAAAAGACCAGAGAACACAAACGUCAUGUUGAUGAAGCUGAGAAAAGAUUGAAAAUGAGCCAAAGGAAAGAUUAUUACAAGAUACUGGGAGUCGGGAAAGACGCAUCAGAGCCAGAACUAAAGAAAGCAUACAAGAAGCGGGCUUUACUGCAUCAUCCUGAUCGCCACUCACAUGAUUCUGAGGAAGUUCAGAAGGAAGAAGAGAGGAAAUUUAAAGAAUGCGGGGAGGCAUUCGCUGUUCUGAGUGAUCCCAAGAAAAAGGAUCGUUAUGACAGAGGUGAAGAUAUUGACGGGCCAUCAAUGGGAGAUUUUGAUGCCUCGAACAUUUUUCAGAUGUUUUUCGGGGGAGGGGGACCCGGGGGUGGAUUCCAUUUUCCAGGUGGUGGGGGAGGUGGACCAGGAGAGUUCCAUUUCCAAUUCGGCUGAAAAAGCAACGUCCAGAAUCGCAUUUUAUACAUUUCCUCAUUUUGUAAAACCUAUUUCUAUUUUUGCUGCAUGACGCUUCCAAAUUUGUUUUUGUGUGAGAUUUACUGUAAUGUCAUUUACUUCUCCACGUGGAAUUAAACCAGUUAUGGGAUUCAAAAACUGUUAUUUAUUCUGUUCCUAAUAAACACUCAGUCAGACAGAAGUCAGAGUCAGACUUCUCAUUCUUAUACUUUUCAACAAUUUUCCUGAAGAAUUUGGAAAAUAGUUUGGAAAUUGAGCUUUAUAAGAAACUGCAGCAUUACAUGAGCUGCAUUAACAUGACUUGCUUUACGUGAAUCUAAUGAAUAAUUUUCCAAGCGUCAAAUAUAGCUCUAGUCAUCAGCUGUUUUGCAUGUUGCUAAGGUCGUCUAAUGUCUGAAAUAAUAAACUGAAAUUUCCAUUUCUGGAUUUGUUGCAACUUAAAAAAAACUUUUGAGCAAAAUUUUGUUAACUUAAUUAAAUUAGUUAUUAGUUAUUAAACUUAAUUACUCAGCAAUGUUAUAUCUUUUACCCAAUCUUUCAAGCCGCUUAGUUUUUUUUUCAAAUACACUUUUACUUUUGCGAGCCUGCAGAGAGACCCAUUUUUGGAUUUGUUAAAACUUUAUUACCCCCUUCUCAAGCGAAAUUUGUGUGUGUUUCUCUCCUUGCUAUUAUAUUUUUUAACCAAUUUUUCUUUAUAUUGAGUUCAUUUUUGUAGCGUUUGCCUCAUUCAGACACUUCACUGGCUUGCUUGCCUAUUUGCAUGUCCUCUCUAUACUGGAUUUUGAUAGUAAUGAAUGAGUGCACCAUCAUGAUUCUAUAAGUUUCCUGUUUGUGUCACCUUGCUUUGGGAACAAUUAGAAAAAAAAACUUAGCAAAAGACGUGAAAGUGUAAACAUCUCAUAAAAUGGCUUUUAAGAAAGUUACUUAAAAAAUUGCGAACAAUUAACUUUGUAUUGAAGCUUUGCUUACAAAACCAUCUCUAACAAUUUCUUUGCCUGAAUCGUGUUUUUGUCGCAUUUUAAAAAAAUGACAUAAUUGUAAAUAAAGUGAAUUUGAGAGUGAAG
Molecule: messenger RNA, 2765 nt
Organism: Styela clava
Lineage: Eukaryota; Metazoa; Chordata; Ascidiacea; Stolidobranchia; Styelidae
Source: RefSeq, a predicted model, not a curated record